This is a messenger RNA of Zingiber officinale, 2710 nucleotides long. RefSeq lists its product as uncharacterized. Gene Ontology annotation, molecular function: protein kinase binding. Gene Ontology annotation, cellular component: cytoplasm. Lineage: Eukaryota; Viridiplantae; Streptophyta; Magnoliopsida; Zingiberales; Zingiberaceae. Bases 1033 to 2520 code for a protein of 495 amino acids. The record is from RefSeq and is a predicted model, not a curated record. The transcript is spliced from 5 exons.
CCUCCAUCCGCGUGUCGAGAACGUCCAUGGUUGCUCCUCCCGUCAACGGCGGAUCCGCCUAUUUCUAGCCAUUUCUGCCACCUUCCCCUCCCAAUCUCCCCCUUUCUCCUUCUCCUCCUCGUCCUCCCUUCUGCACUUCGCUUCGAUCUUCUUCGUUUCCUGGCCUCCGACUCGCCCUGUUAGGGAUCGGGGCAAAUUUGGCAGAUUGAGACAGGGGCUGAAACCAGACGAGGAUUAAGGAGGGCUGUUUAAAUCACUCUGGAAGUCACUGAGAUACCAUUCCCUCGCACCUUGCAAAAGGUGCGGGCUUGGGAGGAUGCACUUUUCCCUCUCAUCUCUAUUCCAAUUUGCACUCUUCUACUCGUCAGGAUUCUCUGUCAUAUCAUAAAGGGAUCUCCAAUCGAUAAUGGCUAACCAGUGAAUACGGUUCCAUGGAAAUAGACCACUUUAUUCUUAUCUGCUAAUCUUCCUCUUUAGAUGUUUAGAGUUUGGUAGGUGUUCUCCAGAAUUAUAGGUAACUAUAGUUGUCAACUGAAAAAUGGCAUUGAUCGGUUGCCUCUCUGCUCUUUGGGUUGGAAAGAAGAGGUCCAAGAGAUUGCAGAAGGAAAUCCAUUCUAAAAAGGAAAACAUCAUGGGAGAUCCACCACUUAAGUCAGAAGUUACUUUCUAUGAAUCCCUCCAAACAUCUAUCAAGGAUGCAUCUUUCAGACACUCUGAUCAAAUAGAAACCAAUGCAACUAGAAAAGGUUCUGCUGAACAGAAAUUGCUUGGGGUUGAAAAAAUGAUGAGAACUCUCUCCAAAUAGACGUGGCAGCUGAAUCAGCUUAUGAGGGAGGUGAUGAACAUGAUGAGAUCACGUCAUUUAAAAGGGAUUUUUCUGAACUUGAUUUGCAGGCCCUGGCAGAAAAAGAUGAGACCAAUUCCUAUGGUUUGAACCAAAAACUGAUCAAUGAACCUGACAACCAAUCUGAGAAAGACGAGGGAAUAACACCUGAAUUAGUGAUCCAGAGUGGGCAUGUAAGUGAUCCAGGGAUGGGCUGCACUAACGCUUUUUGGGGAUGUCCAAUAUUGAAGCGGUCAUGCUCUAAUAUUGAGACGAAGAGAUCUAGUAAACAUUUUAUGUCCCCAGCCAAGUCCCAUUCAUAUGAUGACCUCAAAAACUUGCCUGGAAAUUUCCCUGAAGAACAACAAAAGGAUAUCCUCGGUAGCCCUACAUCAGUAAUAACUUCUUGCAGUGCUGAUAAAGUAAUGCUAAAGAAGAGAUCUUCGAGCCAGGUACUUCCUUCAAGAAGUAGGAAGGUUUGGUGGAAGCUUUACCUAUGGAGCCACAGAAAUCUUCAUCAGAACUGGUCUCUGGAACCUCAUUGGAGUGCUUCCAUCAAUCAUAAAUCCAACCAGAAGGAUGGUUACUGCUCUGAUACAGUAGGACCCGGUGGGGGAACUGAUUUGAAGAACAAGAAAGUUGUGGAAGAGUCUGAGAUUAAGUUUAGGAAUGAUGUAUGGCCUCCAAACCAGUGGGUUGCUUUUUCAGCAGAAUCUUCUUCUUUAGAUAGAGUGGGCGCUUGGGUACAUAGUCUUGAUGAUUCUCCAUUAUGCCCAAUUGAGUAUGAGUAUAAUGGAGAUGAAAUUGCACCUGAGUCUGCUACUCCCCCAAGUUUUCUAGACAUUGGAGAAUCAUCCAUAAAAAACAACACUCGAGGUGGUCGGCAUGGACUGGAAGACAUCUUGCAGGCCAACAACAUUAUACAAUCCCUUCCUCCUUUUUCUUCAGUUGUUCACAUAGCCAGCAUGGGCUUAAAGGUCAUACCCGCAAUUUCAGCUUUUAGUAGCCUCCGGUCAGUCAAUCUAUCUGGCAACUUCAUAGUUCACAUUUCACCAGGAUCUCUACCUAAGAGUCUUCAUAUGCUUGACUUGUCCAGGAAUAAGAUUGCUACAAUUGAUGGAGUUAGGGAACUGACAAAGCUUCGAGUUCUUAAUCUCAGCUACAACAGACUCUCACGAAUUGGUCAUGGGCUGUCGAACUGCACCAUGAUCAAGGAGCUGUAUCUCGCUGGAAACAAGAUAAGUUGCGUGGAGGGUCUUCACAGGCUUCUGAAACUUGCUGUUCUGGACCUGAGCUUUAACAAGAUAACAACGGCAAAGGCUUUGGGCCAACUAGUUGCCAACUAUCACUCUCUAGUGGCCCUCAACCUACUCGGUAACCCGAUUCAGAGCAACAUCGGAGAUGACCAGAUCCGCAAGGCGGUCUGCGGCCUCCUCCUACACCUUGCUUAUCUGAACAAGCAGCCCAUCAAGCCAGUUGGAGCCAGGGAGGUAGCCACGGAUAGCGUUGUAAAGGCGGCACUGGGAAACAGUAGCUGGAGUUCUCGUCGGAGGUCAACUAGACGAGUUGGUCAUGGUUCAAGUCCUUUAAUCAAGGGCACCGGCGAGGGUAGGAGCUUCCGAGGUGUCAUGCAUCCGCCACGGAUCAACAAAGACAAAUCAAAGAGCAGAGAUCAACACUUCACUUAUCGGAAAUGAUAGCAUACGAAAGCUUCUCGCUCUCGAUGUAAGAGUUUUGUUCGGAAUAAGCUGGAGAAGAUUGAACUGGUUGGCUCAAUCUAUAAUUUGCUUUCUAUUUAUACAAAUAGUAAUAAGCUGGAGAAGAUUGAACUGGUUGGCUCAAUCUAUAAUUUGCUUUCUAUUUAUACAAAUCUACUAUUUGUUUCUA